Hyposmocoma kahamanoa is the source of this 2327-nucleotide messenger RNA. RefSeq names its product phospholipase D3-like. Gene Ontology annotation, molecular function: catalytic activity. The record is from RefSeq and is a predicted model, not a curated record. NCBI's taxonomy places the organism in Eukaryota, Metazoa, Arthropoda, Insecta, Lepidoptera, Cosmopterigidae. The transcript is spliced from 11 exons. The coding region runs from base 1 to 1758 and encodes 585 amino acids.
AUGCCUACCUGGUGGGACUACUUACACUUCAAUCGACAAUAUCAAAACAAACGCAACCUUGAAGAAGGCCUAUUCCAAAUUGCAUCGCAAACCUGUAACAUUCUUGUCAAAGUGAACAAUACUAACAACAUAAACUUGACAAGAAAUAAUCGGAACGAUGAAUACGGCUGCGCUGGGCCACCUAAAGGGAAAAACUCUAUGCAGAUUUGCAUCCCGAAAUUUAGGAAAGAAUCCAUCACUUCUGGAUGCAACCCUGGACUCUCUACCGUGCUAGAGUCAGGGAGCGUGGGGAACGCAUCGUCAUCUGAUGAGGAGUUGGAGCAGUGGGAACAGAUCUUCAUGAUGAGAGAUGAAAACGGAAACAGUUAUCAUGACAAAAGAAAAAAACGCAGCAUAUGGUGUAGACCAUCAUGCAUUCCAGUGUCAAUAGUGAUAGUGCUAAUUGUUCUUGUUGUGUUGGUGCCACUGCUUGACCAGCCCAAUGUGGGGCAAACCAUCUCUGCCACUCUCCCUGUUGCCUUGCAUUGCUCAGAUGAGUGUAGAUUAUCAUUAGUAGAAAGUAUACCAGAGGGUCACAUGUAUCCUCCGAAUGUCACACACCUGCCCACGAAAAACGUGUGGUUAGACUUAAUAGACGAAGCUCAAGCCUCUAUAGAAAUAGCCUCUUUAUACUGGACUCUUAGGUUUAAUGAAGAAUAUCAUUAUAAUUCCUCUAUAGAGGGAGAACAAGUAUUCCAAGCUUUACUAGCCGCUGGGUCAAAACGGAAAAUUAAUUUAAAGAUUGCUCAAAAUUGGCCCACUAAGGCUUUUCCUAAUAUAGACACAGAAUAUUUAGUUAAGAAGAAAGCUGCUCAGGUGAGGAGUUUAAACUUUUCGAAGUUACUCGGAGGCGGAGUACUCCAUACAAAGUUCUGGAUCAUCGAUAGAACACAUUUCUACAUCGGUAGUGCCAACAUGGACUGGCGGUCACUCACUCAGGUAAAAGAAAUGGGUAUCGUUGCAUACAACUGCUCAUGUCUAGCGAAGGAUUUGGCGAAGAUUUUUGAAGUGUACUGGAGCCUCGGUACGCCGGAUGCGGUUGUGCCGGAUACGUGGCCCGCCGAGCUCAAUACUGAAAUCAAUAUACAGCACCCCAUCAACAUCUCAGAUGGACACCAAAACUAUGGAGCUUUUUUCACUAGCUCGCCGCCGCCUUUUAGUCCGGAGGGGCGAACGAAUGAUGACGAUGCCAUAGUGUCCAUCAUCGGUGCAGCCGAAGAGUUUGUCUACAUCUCCGUCAUGGACUACGAACCCACAACCGAGUUCACGCCGAGACUACAAUUCUGGCCGAAAAUCGACGAUGCUAUUCGCAAGUCAGCAUUAGAACAACACGUUAAAGUGAAGAUGCUUAUCAGCUGGUGGCAACACUCGCGGGUUUCAGAAGACCAUUUCCUAAGAUCCCUGGCGGCACUGUCGCAGGCCUACCCUAGAGUUGACUUGCAAGUCAGACGUUUUAUAGUCCCAUCGACGCCGGAUCAAGAGAAAAUCCCAUUCGCAAGAGUAAACCAUAACAAAUACAUGGUGACAGACAAAACUGCGUACAUCGGCACUUCAAACUGGGCGGCUGAUUAUUUUAUUGAUACCGCGGGUGUCGCAUUCGUUUUCCAUGACGAACAUGGAAUGUCUCAGAACGCCACCCAUGACAUCAGGAAGGAGCUGCAAGAGGUUUUUGAAAGGGAUUGGACUUCCCCAUACGCCGUACCUCUAAGGCGGGCGUAGUAUUAAGUAUUUUGGAUUUUACGCUAGUGUUUUUUUAAUAGUUUUUUCUUACUGUCGUAUGUGAUUUUUUCGAAGUACAAUUUUAAUUAUUGCGUAUUUAGGUCAAUUUAUAGAAAAGUUAUAGACAGUAAUACUGUCACUUUAUCCUAUGUCCCUUCAGCCCGAAUUUGAAAUUUCGAAUAAGAGUUUCAAGCCACAUGUAGCCAUGUUGAGGCGACUGGUUUGUGCCAAGUCGAGUCGAAGGAGUUUUUCUUUGCAUUUGUUCAAUAUUUACAUCAAUAAUAAAACAUUCAAUCUUAUGUUUUUAGUUAUAUAAAUAAUGUAUUUUUCUCAAAAUUAAUUAUAUAUUACGCCCAUACGUGUUGUAAGGGACGAUGUUUAAUGUUUCUUAUUGAAAUACUCGUUCUAAAUUUGAAAUUACUUUUUCGUAAUUGAAACUAAAAGUAUUCUACUUUGAAAAUGAAUGAAAGUGUUGACAAAAAAAAUUUGAAGUAUUCUGUCUGUAGAUAAUUUACCUAAUUUACUAGGUACUCUCGUGUGACCUGAUAUCCAAUUUUAGAGUGAAUAAU